CAGUGGAGCGUGCAAACUUAUUUUGGCUUUGACGUCAGGUAAGUGAAACACCCCUUCAUCCUGCUCCUGAGCGCGUCUGCUGAGGUGCGCACUCAGCGCGCAGCUCGGCCCGCCUGGACACUGCAGUGUAGGUUACCGUGACAUCGCUGCGGCUGCUCGCUCCCGACACCACGUCCCGCUGCAGACUUCCCGGGCCCGGGGAGAACAGGGGAGAGGGAAACGCUGAAAGCCAUGGCCGAGUCCAACCCGCUGCGGGGGUUCCCCCGUCUGCGCCGGGCCGCGACCUCAUUUCCAGGCAAUCUGCAUUUGGUCUUGGUGCUCCGCCCCACCGGCUUGUUAAGCACCACCCCCAGUCCAUCUUCAAGCACUGACCUGGGCUUUCGCUUCAGCCAGGAUGACUUCCUGUUAAAGAUGCCGGUGGUGAUGCUGCGUUCAGUUGGUGACCUGCUGCGCUACAUCGAUGAAAACCACCUGACAUCAGACUUCACUGCAAAAGUGGAGUAUUGCCAAAGUGACUGGAUCGUCCUCCGCACGGCCAUUGAGACCUUUGCGGUGACAGUGAAGGAGAUCGCCCAGCUGCUGCAGGGCUUUGGAUCAGAGCUGUCUGAGACCGAACUUCCAGAUGAAGCUAAUGCCAUCGAGUUCCUGCUGCACUCACACACACACCGAUACCAACAGAUGAAGGACAAUAUCCGGAAUGUGCUGAAAGAAGGACGGCUGCUGCUGUCGAACCUGGAAACAGUCAAGGCCUCUAAGAGAGAUGUAGAGGAGGAGAGGGACAUAAGAGCAGACAUGGACACUGUUCAGAGGCUCCUAGCCCAACUCAGAGACAUGGAGGAAGCGUUUGAUGGCUUCUUUGAGAAACACCACCUGAAGAUGCAGCAGUACCUCCAGCUGCUGCACUAUGAAAUGAGUUUCCAGCAGAUGGAUGAGGUGCUGGAGAGGCUCACUGACCAGGAAAAGGACAUUGCCUUUGUGGGAACCACGGUGGUUCAGACGGAACAACUAUUGCGGGACCUGGAGACGCUGGACGCACACGCUCAGGAGGAGAUGGCUCGAGCCCAGGUGGUGAUUCUGCAUGGUCACCAGUUGGCCGCCAACCACCACUACGCUCUGGCGCUCAUUGUCCAGCGCUGCAAUGAGCUGCGACAUCACUGUGAUGUCAUCACUACUGCCAUACGCACCAAGCGGGCCUCGCUCACUCGAGCACGAGACCUGCUGCUCCGGCUUGAAGGGGCCCUCCGGUGGUGUGACGAGGGCGCCUAUCUUCUGGCCAGUCAGAUGGUGGACAAGUUCCAAACGCGAGAGGGAGCUCAGGAGGCACUGCAGUACCUGAGCUGUCACCAGGAGAGGGCGCCGUCCGCACUGAAAAACAGCCAGGACACUCUGAGCCUGGAGUUUGAAGCCAUACUCACCCCACAGCUGCAGUCCCAAAUUUUCAUGGUAACAGAGAAGCUGAACUCGGUGCAGUCCAUGAUCAGAAACAGAGAGCAGUGUCUAAGGAAGCUGGCGGAUGUACAGGUCAGACCAAUUCAGCUGGUGGCCCCCAGGCCCGAACCCGACCAGACCUUGCAGCGCUGCAAGUCACCCCUCUUCUCCCCCAAACAUGGUGUAGACUUUAACGUCCUGAACUCCAAGUUCUCCUUUGACCUGCUUCCUGGCAAGAGAGCCGCGAGGAAGAACAACAGCCAACGUAAGAUUGAGGUAAUACAUGAUUUCCAAGGCAACCGCAGCUGUCUGUAUGGCCCCACCCUUGAAACAGAUUCAGAGACAGAAGACAAUCCAGAGCAGGUCACACGUCAUAUUAUGAAAGAACUGAUAGCUACAGAGAGGAUCUAUGUGGACGAGCUGCUCUCUGUCCUUCUGGGCUACAGGGCAGAAAUGGAGGACCCAUCCAUGUCUAAUCUUCUUCCUUCAGCUCUGCGCAGCCAGAAGGACGUUCUGUUUGGCAACAUGCCAGAGAUUUACCAGUUCCACAGCAGGAUUUUCCUCCAAGAUCUGCAGGGUUGCCUGGAGACACCAGAGAGGGUGGGGUCUUGCUUCCUGCAACGGAAAGAGAAGUUCCAGGUGUAUGAGCGUUACUGCCAAAACAAGCCUCGCUCUGAGUUGCUAUGGAGACAGUGUUCCGAUUCGCCCUUCUUUCAGGAGUGCCAGAAGAAGCUGGACCACAAGCUGGGUCUGGACUCUUACCUCCUGAAACCAGUCCAACGCCUCACCAAGUACCAGCUGCUACUCAAGGAGCUGUUGAAGCACUGUAUGGAGGAGCGAUAUCGCUGUGAACUCCAGGAGGCUCUGGACUCCAUGCUGGAGCUGCUGAAGUCUGUCAAUGACUCCAUGCAUCAGAUAGCCAUCACUGGAUAUCAGGGUGACCUCACCCAGCUGGGCCGAGUGGUGAUGCAGGGAGGCUUCAGCGUGUGGAUCAGCCAUAAGAGGGCAGCGGUGCGAAUGAAGGAGCUGGCCAGGUUCAAACCCAUGCAGAGACAUCUCUUCCUUUAUGACCAUGCCCUGCUCUUCUGCAAGCGCAGAGACGAGGACACUCAUGACAGGACACCCUUCUACAGCUUCAAAUCCUGCCUCAGAAUGAGUGCAGUGGGAAUCACAGAAAAUGUGAAAGGCGAUGUGAAGAAAUUUGAAAUCUGGUACAGUGGCAGAGAAGUAGUGUACAUAGUUCAGGCUCCCACAUUGGAGGUCAAAGUUGCCUGGCUGACAGAGAUUCGAAAAAUUCUCACCAACCAGCAGAGACUGCGUCAUGAUGAGGCUCCUUCUCUUCCACUUUCAGAUAACCCCCUCUCUGACAGUGCAUCAGAGAUGUGUGUGUCGUGGGGCGGAGCGUCGGUGGGAGGCUGCUCAGCGUGUUUCCCUGUUCCUCACAGCUCCUCUGCAACAAGCCACUCCCACAGGUUCAGAGGGGAGGAGUCAAUACACACUAGCCCCGCCCACUCCGACCCCGUGGUUCACUCACCUCGACGCACUUGGCCUGUCCCUGCCCACUCAGUGGCGAUCUGUGAGGGCCUGGAGGACUGGGGUGCAGCUACAGACCUCUCCAACUUAUCAGACUCAGACGAGGAGGAUCAGCCCUCCCCCCUGGUGGCGGGCAGGUACAGGGUCAUGGUAGAGAGCAGCAUGGCCAGCACUGAUGACAUCAUUUUUAACUGCGGUGAUGUCAUCCAGCUGCUGCAUGAGGAUAUGUCAGGAAUGUGGAUGGUGAGGAAUAUAAGUCGUGGUGAAGAAGGGCAUGUUCCACCUGAGGACCUGCACAGGAUUCUGGGCGAGACCUGCUAAGAGCCAAUCAGAACAGAGGAUAGAUGACGCCUGUGUCCAUUCUCAUCCUGGAGACACCCUUUCUCUGAAUACCCCUCCACACACACACACACACACACACACACACACACACAGAGACUCACAUAUUCCAUCAACUUCCUGACCGAAAGGGGGCAUCUGACUCUGCCGAGAAAUUAAUUAGACCAUCAGAUUGAAGCACAUCAACCGCAUAUUAUACUCCUCAAACUACUGUGACACAUUCACCUCAGAAGGCUGUAAACUACAGAACGGACCUCAGAAGACCGUAACAAUGCAGAGAACAUAUAAGGGACCUUACACAACCGCCGGCUUCUUUUUCUUUAUAUAUCUUUUCCAGCGUAAUACAGUACAUUAUUUGGACUUGGGGUUAGAACUGAAGACCUUGAACAGGGGAUUUUAUUCAUAGGUACAGAACAGACUUUUGUUUAAGACUUCAAGUUUUAUCGUUUCUAUUUUCUUAUGAAAUAUCACAGAAAUCACGCAUAUGUUUACUGACAUAUCAUGACUGAUCAUGUGCCAAAAACAGCUCAGCUAAUUAUUGUGGCUUCUUUUUGUAUAACUUUAUUAUGCUUAUUUGCUUUACCUCGUGGUGUCGUUGUUUUCAAUGAAUUUAAACCCUCUUUCUUUCCUACAGCAGCCAGCUAGGUCACUAGAGGGUAUGCAUGUGAUGUUACCAAAUGUCGAAAUUGCCAUGGUUACUCCACCUCUUAGUGGCAAAAGCAAACAUUUAGCAUCUGCCGGGUGCUAUCACAUGACAAAAAAAAACAAGGCAAGAAAAGAAACUUGUCAAUGUUAAAUCCCCAUUUACAGCAAGCUCAGUGGUGUUGGUUAUAGAUGUACAUGUGAAAAUGUCAUUGCAUAUCCUCUAUAGACCUAACUUUUUUGACAUAUAGCAGGAAAAGUAAAGGUGUAAUUAAUAACAUUAAUGCAUUCUAUUUUGCCUCCGUCUUGUGCACGGUACCCCAGUGGGAAAUUUCAAUGGAGCGGAGCCAUCGGAAAUGUUAUUUCCUCCUGUGCUUCUCCUGCUAUGACAAGUGAAAAUGUUUCCUGUGAAAAAAAAGGUCUACUGACGCAGCCAUGGUAGAGUGCUCAUGAUGAACUUUCUAGGUCUGGGGAAAGCACUGCAGUACUAACUCAGUGAUGGACUUCUACAUUGGCUGUCAUUGUAGCUGGUUGCUGGUUGGCAGUGUGGAGAGCUUUGAUACAUAAAUUGCAGAUAUUUCAAAAGUGAGUUAAUUUGCCUAUUUAUUCUUUACUUUUGCUGAAGUUGAUGGUGAUAAUGUGUUAUUUUUGUUGUUUUACACCAACAGGGAAACUAUGCUCAGUGUUGGGUAGUAACUGUAAAUAGAGUAGUGUAGAAUCAUAAUUGCCAGCUGAACUAUUACAGUCACAUUGUGGAUUCAUGAAAUAUUUAUUUUAAAUUUGGGGAGCUGAAUUAACGAGAAAAAUAUAACAGGAGACAAUUUUAAUAUCUUUAAAACUGCCUGGUUUUAAAACUGCCCAGACUGAUUUUCUUUACACUAACAGUUAAGCAGCUUUCAAACAAAGUGUGAAAAGUGGUUAUGAAAACACUGCCACUUUACCGCCAUAUGUGCUGAGGGUUUAUCUCUGAAGGGCAGACAAAUACAGUAUAAUUACUUAAGUUAAUGACAGCUUGUGGAGUCAACUACAGUUGACAUAUGAAUAUGUGAAUACGUAAAUGGUAAAAGUCUAAAUUUUGGAUGUUAAACACAACUUUGGACAAUAGUCGUCUAAAUGGAAACACUUGUUUGGACAGUCAGAUGUUGACACUCAGCUAUCAAGUGACAAAAGGUACAUUAUUCUUACAGUAUUUGUUGCAUCUCUGGACUAUAUCAAUCUAAUCCUGCUGGUUACACUAAACCUAAGAUUAACUUUAAUACUAGAAUAAGGAUUCAUUUUCACAGUGUUUAACACCCACAGUGGCAACACUAUCGUCACUUGAUAGUGAGUGCCAGACUGUCUAAAUAAGGUGUGUCUAGUAAAACUCAUUAAUGAGUAAUAUAUAAUCAUGUUAAAUUUAUUCCACCCAACAGCGGCUAUACUGUAACAUCAGAAGUUAUUAAUGGAUUUGUUCAGUCAGGCUAUAUGUCCUUUCCACAGUAGUAAGUGGUGUUGGCUACUUUUGCUCAUUUUGCACUUUUGUUGAUAUUUUGAAUCAUUGUGAAGGCUUGUAUUAUAAUGCAUAUGAUUAUUUUCCAAAAUAUAAGCACAGGAUUAUUUGAUUUGA
Molecule: messenger RNA, 5548 nt
Organism: Siniperca chuatsi (mandarin fish)
Lineage: Eukaryota; Metazoa; Chordata; Actinopteri; Centrarchiformes; Sinipercidae
Gene: mcf2b
Product: proto-oncogene DBL
Exons: 26
Coding region: 232-3282 (1016 amino acids)
Biological process (GO): dendrite development
Cellular component (GO): cytoplasm
Molecular function (GO): guanyl-nucleotide exchange factor activity; protein binding
Source: RefSeq, a predicted model, not a curated record